This is a messenger RNA of Ailuropoda melanoleuca (giant panda), 4304 nucleotides long. It is a transcript of the gene LMAN1, whose product is annotated as lectin, mannose binding 1. Gene Ontology annotation, biological process: endoplasmic reticulum to Golgi vesicle-mediated transport. Gene Ontology annotation, molecular function: D-mannose binding. The coding region runs from base 45 to 1601 and encodes 518 amino acids. The record is from RefSeq and is a predicted model, not a curated record. Gene Ontology annotation, cellular component: endoplasmic reticulum-Golgi intermediate compartment; endoplasmic reticulum membrane; Golgi membrane. The transcript has 13 exons. NCBI's taxonomy places the organism in Eukaryota, Metazoa, Chordata, Mammalia, Carnivora, Ursidae.
GCGCCCCUCCUCCUCCCGCCGGCCUCCGCUUCCCAGAAUCCAAGAUGGCGGGAUCCAGGCAAAGGGGUCCCCAGGCCAGAGUUCGGCCUCUUUUCUGCGCCCUGCUGCUGUCGCUUAGUCGCUUCGCGGGGGGCGACGGCAUGGGAGGCGACCCUGCGGCCGCUGGUACCGCGGGCACCGGAGCCGCGUCACCACACCGCCGUUUCGAGUACAAAUACAGCUUCAAGGGGCCGCACCUGGUGCAGAGCGACGGGACAGUGCCCUUCUGGGCCCACGCGGGGAAUGCUAUUCCAAGUUCAGAUCAAAUUCGAAUAGCACCAUCUUUAAAAAGCCAAAGAGGAUCGGUGUGGACAAAAACAAAAGCAGCCUUCGAGAACUGGGAAGUUGAGGUGACAUUUCGAGUGACUGGAAGAGGUCGAAUUGGAGCUGAUGGCCUGGCAGUUUGGUAUACAGAAAAUCACGGCUUGGAGGGUCCUGUGUUUGGAUCAGCUGAUAUGUGGAAUGGUGUUGGAAUAUUUUUUGAUUCUUUCGACAAUGACGGAAAGAAAAAUAAUCCUGCUAUAGUAAUUAUAGGCAACAAUGGACAAAUCCAUUAUGACCAUCAAAACGAUGGUGCUAGUCAAGCUUUAGCAAGUUGCCAGAGAGACUUUCGUAAUAAACCCUAUCCUGUCCGGGCAAAGAUCACGUAUUAUCAGAAAACACUGACAGUAAUGAUCAAUAAUGGCUUCACACCAGAUAAAAAUGACUAUGAAUUCUGCGCCAGAGUGGACAAUAUGGUUGUCCCUUCUCAAGGGCAUUUUGGCAUAUCUGCUGCAACUGGCGGUCUUGCAGAUGACCACGAUGUCCUUUCUUUUCUGACCUUCCAGUUAACUGAGCCUGGGAAAGAGCUGCCUACACCAGAUAAAGACAUUUCAGAAAAAGAAAAAGAAAAGUAUCAGGAGGAAUUUGAGCACUUUCAACAAGAAUUGGAUAAAAAAAAGGAGGAAUUCCAGAAAGGCCACCCUGACCUUCAGGGGCAUCCUGCGGAUGAAAUAUUUGAGAGCAUGGGAGACCGCGAGCUGAGACAAAUCUUCGAAGGACAGAAUCGCAUCCAUCUAGAAAUCAAGCAGCUGAACCGACAGUUAGACAUGAUUCUUGAUGAACAGAGAAGAUACGUCUCUUCCUUGACAGAGGAGAUCUCUAAAAGAGGAGCAGGAAUCCCAGGGCAGCAGGGACAGAUCACCCAACAAGAGCUGGAUACCGUUGUGAACACUCAGCACGAGAUCCUGAGACAAGUAAAUGAAAUGAAGAAUUCCAUGAGUGAGACUGUCAGACUGGUCAGCGGCAUGCAGCAUCCGGGGUCUGCAGGGGGGGUGUACGAGUCAACCCAGCACUUCAAUGACAUCAAAGAGCACCUUCACAUCGUGAAGCGGGACAUAGACAACUUAGUGCAGCGAAACAUGCCAUCAAAUGAAAGACCAAAAUGCCCAGAACUGCCACCGUUUCCAUCGUGUUUAUCUACGAUGCACUUCCUUGUAUUUGUAGUGGUACAAACGGUGUUGUUCAUUGGCUAUAUCAUGUAUAGGACUCAGCAAGAAGCAGCUGCCAAAAAAUUCUUUUGACCACCAUUUUCAUAUGUGAACAUCAUGUAUGUAUGUACAAAAUGUUGUCUUUUUGAGGGAAUUUAAGUAUUUAAAUUGCUUCAUAGUCUAAAUUAUUAAAUUUUGUAUAAAAUGUCUGUUUAAACAUUGAUUUGCAGUAAGAAUAAACCUUAAAACAGAGACAACUACAUGUAAAUUUGUGCAUAGUACAUAAAUCUAUUUAAAUUUCAGUGAAUUUCUGGCCAGUAGAAUACAGCCACUGAACAGAAUAUUGAUAAGUAAGAUGGUAAAUAUUAGAAACUAGGGGCAAGUUACCCCUAAAUCUCCACACCUGCCUUCCUGCCCCCCCCCCAAACUAUGUGGUCCAGUCAUGUUUAUUUUAUAACCAGAGUCUUUUUAAGAGGUCAGGGUUUCCUACUCCCAGACCCAGUCCAGCAGUCCUUCUAGCUAAUGUCAUCCCUUUGAAAUCAAAGAAUAUUUUGUCUGAGAGCUGUAGAAGCUAGAUAAUAGGCUUCAGAAUGUUGAAAUAUCUUUCCUUCUGAUGAUCAGUGAUACGUUUCACUUUUAAAGGACAUUUGGGGGGAAAAUUAAUAGCUGCUCUUUGCCUGGAAAACCAUUUAGGUUUGAAAAUGUUCCUCUGAUACUGGUUUUCUGGUUCUGCCUGGUGAUGUGCUCAGUUCAUGACCGUGCGUGUUCGUGACUGUCUCCAUGCCAACGGUAUCAGUUCAAUAGGAUGAAAAUAAUUUUUGCAUUUAUGUUUGUAAUUGAAGGAACUUAUUUCUCCCAUUUUGUAUAGUGUGUAAAUUCAGCUCAGAUCGCGCGUCCUAGGGAGGUUUUAAGUUCACCAGAAAACCUACCACUGCCUUGCGGUUUACAUCACCCGUAGUCUGUUGUCGUUUAGAUCAGGGAGGCUGGAGUAGAACCAGUGUUCAGACUUUGGAAGGCAACAUUUGAAAAAUAGAAUGAAUACUUCUGAUUUUUUUUUUUUUUUAAUGCCAGAACUAAGGAUAUUGUGAAGCACUUGUUAGGAAGCUUAACCUUGAAAUGUCAGACUGGAGGGGGGGUUGUGGUCUUCGUACGUGGUUGUCCUAGGUGUUCUAGAAUCAGCCUGAAAAGGACAUUUUAAAAUGCAGACUUCAUGUUGUUUUCACAGAUGAUGUUGACCUAUGUUUUUGCUGACUUCAAAAUACUCUUUUACCUCUUUUAGCUAAGUAGUUAAUCUUUCAUUUGUCAUAGACUCCAAAAUAAGAAAUUAUACUGUUCUAUAAAACAGUACCAUUUCAUUCUUCCAAACCUUCAUAAAUUUGUUCUCAAAUGUCAUUUACAGAUUGGGCCAACUGCCUAAAAUCUAUAAUGAGGACCUCUGCAUUAUAGCAGUACCUACUUCGUACUAUGUACGCAAGCAGUCCUAGCAUUGCUUUUUAUAUUAGCAUUUACCCUGGAAUGCUGGAUAAGAAUAUUCUAAUGACUACUCACUCUGCUUUGGUCACUUUAACAGAGAAAAUGCUUCUCUGGUGUUUCUCCUUUGUGGUAUUCACGUUUUGAAAUUCAUGUUCCAGAGACAUCAUCACAGAAUUUGCUCUUUAUGGGGGGGGGGGAACCUUCAGAAGAAUAUUUAAGUUAUGGGCUGUGAAAGUUGGGAAAUCCUCUUGAGAUAAAAGGCUGCAAAAUUUCCAGUGUUAUAAAAUCCGUGGUCACAUGUGCCUGAACGGACUAAGGGGACACCAGACAUUGUGUGCAGUGACGUCGCUCAGGCUACAGUUUGAGAGGAAUCGUGCUGAUCGUUACCAGCUCAAGUGGAGAGAGCUAUUACGAAAAUGCAUGAAUCUUUUUCUUUUUUAGUUAGUCAUUUAAUUUACGUGAAAAUCAGUAAAGCAGUUCGCACAGGCUGUUCAUCAUAUUUGAAAUCCGGUUAUUUUCCUCAAAAUCAUUGACUUUUUAAGUAGCUCAUUUCUGAAGAAAAAUGUUUGCUUUGUGGAAAAAUCAGUCACUGCCAGGAUUCUUUCAUUUCUGUACUAUUUUGUAUAAUUAAAUUUGUUACCUUCUCUCACACCAGCAAGUAUUUUACGGUGCCUUGGAUUAAAACAAAAUUUUUGGUUUUAAAAUUUUAGUGUAAGUCAUCGUGCCUGUGAUGCUACUUUUAAAAAGAAAUCCAAUGACAUAACGGCUAAUACUUUUUUUUUAAAUGUACCUGUUUGUGUUCUAAUUGUUUGAAUGUUUUAUUCAGCUUGAAACUUUACUAAGAAGCCACAAACAAUAAACAGUGUUUUAUUAUGUGCUAAAGGGACAUCAGUGUUUCUCAAAGUGUGGUCCGUGGACCACGUGGGUCAUGGUGUGCUUGUGAAGCAUGCGGAUUCCAGGGCUCCAUUCUAAAUCACCUGAGUCAAAAUUCAGGGGUGGGGCUUCAGAAUAUCGCUUUUCAACAGGCACCUCAGGUGAUUCUGAGCACACUAGUGUCUGAGAACCACUGAGAUGGGGAGUGGAAAAGAAGUAUUUUGUUUUGUUGGUUUAAAGCUCAGCUGAGAGCAUAAUACACCAUUUUCAUUGUCGAUGAUAUUAGCAAACGUGCACUGAUUCUUUUAUUCUUACAAUUAAUGUUCUUCUUGCUAAAACUCUUGGUUUAUGAACAACCACAAACUAAACCCAGAUUAUUGCCUGUCGCUCUUGGUACUUUAGUUGAUGGCUUUUAAACUUACAAAAUCAUCAGAUCAUGGUCAAGCCAUG